UUGGCAGCAUCUCCACUAGAGCGCCGGCGCGUCAUCCUCGGUUCACAUCGACGGAACGAGUUGUAAGCAAAUGAGAACAUGUGUGGGAUCUGAGAGAGUGAGAGAAGGCAAGGGGGGAUAGAGGGGAGCAAGAGGAAGGUGUGAUAAAAGACUAUUUUAUCAACCUGACAAGUGGAUAGCCUACGAAAUUUGAUCGCUGGACUAUAUUCUUUUUUUCUUUCUUUCUUUCUUUAUAUUUUUCAGACUGGGAAUUUAUCGAUUCGUCACAUGCGCACGCCUCUUCAUUAUAAUUGCAGACAGUUGGGUGCUGUUCAGGCUGAAUGGACUUGAAUGUGCGGCUGCCAGCUUAAUCCGUGCAGACUGGAAGAUUUAAUAAUUCACGGUAAUCACGCAUUAUCGCCUCAGUGGAUGCUCUCAACGCAGCUCUGGUGAUUUCUCCCCCUUCUUUCCUCGUUCCUUUCCUGUUGUCUUCUGGAGGAUUUAUCGACGACUGCUUUGCAAAUAUGCUCCUUAUCUGAAUUAUCAUCUGUUGCUGCAACUGGAUUGAGAAGAGCCCCCAAUGACUGGCUCUGACACGCGCUUGAGAUUGACUGCCUUGAGGUGAUGUGGACUGUUGAAUGAGAAGCGUCUUUAUCGCCGUUUGAUUAUUUUACUCCAGGUAAAAUGGACGAAAAAUUAUUGUUACUUUUAUUACUUCUCUUAUCUCUACACGCGAGGCUGUGAUUUGUGCUCGUAUUCACCAUGAUCCUUUUACUCAGUUGAAUUGCUUCUUAUUGAUUCAGACUGGAAGCUUAACAGCAAUAUUACGAGGCGAAUUUCAACGUGAAGUGACACUGAGGACAGUUGGAUAUUGGGGUCGUGGAGGUAUUUCCCUCCCUUGCUCUUCGUUUGAUUAAUUCCCUUUUCGACGGAAGGGUAAAUGUUGAUGAUGGAGGACGACGAAUUGGACGCUCAUCAGGUUGAUUCGGAUUUCGAGCCGCAGAGCCGGCCUCGCUCGUGCACCUGGCCGCUGCCAUGCCCGGAGGAUUUCCCUGGUGUACACGAGGUCAGCGUGGGUCUUCCACUGGCCAACAUCAAGGUGGAACCAGAGGACGUCCCGGCUUGCAUAGCGGGGCUCGUGGGCGGAACGCCGGGAGAGCUGAAGCAUCCAGCCGGCGCCCCGGUACCCACGGGCGCGACGCACCCAUGCCUGGCUGGCGCGGCGCCCGAUGUGACCGGACCGCUGCGCAAAGCCAAAUCCUCGCGGCGGAACGCGUGGGGGAACCAGUCCUACGCGGAUCUCAUUACCCGCGCCAUUGAGAGCACCGCAGAAAAGAGACUCACGCUGUCACAGAUAUACGACUGGAUGGUCCGCUAUGUGCCCUAUUUCAAGGAUAAGGGCGACAGUAACAGCUCUGCUGGCUGGAAGAACUCCAUCCGACACAACCUAUCCCUCCACACACGCUUUAUCAGGGUGCAGAAUGAGGGAACAGGGAAGAGUUCUUGGUGGAUGCUGAACCCAGAUGGAGGGAAGAUGGGCAAGUCCCCCCGCCGUCGAGCAGUCUCCAUGGACAACAGCACCAAAUACCUAAAAAGCAAAGGCCGCGUCAGAGGCAAGAGGGUUGGCCGUCCUGGGAUAGGAGCAGGGUCUGUUGUGGUUGGGCUCCAGGGUUCCCCCGACCAAAGCAGCCCACCACAGAAAGGCCUCCCAGGAGCUGGAGGGGCAUCUGGGACAGAAGGAGAGUUUGAUGCUUGGACAGACCUCCAUUCCAGGGCUAGUUCAUCAGCCUCCACACUUAGUGGUCGUCUGUCCCCCAUCCUUGCAGAGGGAGAGCCAGAGGAACCAGAGGAAGGUGGCCUGUCCUGUUCCACCUCCCCCCACCUCUACCCCUCACCGACCAGUGCCCACUCUCCAUCCAGGGGGGCAGGGAAUCUCUGUCCUCCCCUUGAGCAGCUGCCUCAGCUGGCUAACCUGACUGGUGCUAUCAGCCUGGAUGAGCAGCUGAUAGAGGAUAGUUAUCAUCACCAUCACCCACCGCAGCAGCAACACCAGCAGCAUCCAGCAGUUGGCAGACAUAAGCACCAAACCCCUGUCUACCACUACAGCUCUGGAGUGAAGGGGCAGAGUCCCUAUGGUGCAGGCGUCUAUGGUGCAACAGGCAUGGGGAUGCUGCGCCACCACUCACCCAUGCAGACCAUUCAGGAGAACAAGCCAGCAAGUUUCUCUGGAACCAUGCGGGCAUACUCCAGCACCAAUGCCCUGCAGAGUCUGCUUACAGGCGGUCCAGUUAGGCAGCAAUACUGUUCCAAGGACAUGAUGCUGGGACAGGAGAGGGAAAGCCAUCCUAUGAUGGGGCAAGCUAUUAACGGAGCAGGCUCCAACCAUCACAGCCACCACCCUGGCCACCUUAAUGGCCACAGCCACAAUGGACCUCAUAGUCACAGCUCAGCUCACAGCCAUAACAGAACUCACAGCCAUACAAGUAGUCAUAAUCACAACAAUGUCACCAACCACAACCACAACUCACCUCACAGCCUCGCUCACAACGGUCACACCCUCAGCCAGAGCCAUAACCACACACCGCCCCGGGCUGUGGCCCUCAUCCCACGUGGCAACGGCAAUCAGCUGCAGACCUACAACCACAAAGCUCCCUACCUGUACAGCCCCCCAUCACAUGCCCACCUCCCCGCCUCCACCACCCUUCCCCCAAACCCAGCAGGUAUGCUCGGCAUGCCCCAGGACUCUUGCCAUGUGGCCACCGCUCCACACCCCCGUCACAACCACUACCCCGAUCCACAACACCAAGGCAUGACAAACGGACCAUACCACCAUGGCCAGGGGAUGGGGAAUGGUAGCAUUGGUAGCAACUACCAUGGCUAUCACCAACCUCAACCCCAUGAGAGACUACCAGCUGACCUGGACAUUGACAUGUUCCAUGGUAGCUUGGACUGCGAUGUGGAGUCCAUCCUCCUCCAUGAUAUUAUGGACUCUGGGGAGGAGAUGGACUUUAACUUUGACUGCUCCCUAGCCCAGGGGGUGGGCAUCGGCAUGGGUAUGGGCAUGGGUGUGACCAUGGGGAUGGGAAUGAGCGGUCUGACUGGUCCACAGCAAGCUCAUAGCAACCAGAGCUGGGUGCCUGGCUGAAGUCUGGGACAACAUCCUACCCUCUGAACUAAAAGAACUACCCUACCCAUGAAGCACUGUGCUCAACUGUGACAUUCCUGACUUGACACAGAUACUUUAGGACCAACACUCCCGUCCCGCUUUGUUGUCUUGACAAUUCUUCUGUCACCCUUUCCUCUUUUGAUCCCGCCCCCCACCCCUCCCCAAGAGAUGUAGUUCACGUCACAUUAGGUUUUUCUUCAUAUCAGCUAUACUGUGAUGACAAUCUCUCAGCUGUGCUUGCCCAUCAUCGCUUCUCAUCUACCAUGAGAACUGAACUCUCAAUGCACUUUAUUGCAAGUGGGUCACAUCUCGCAGUGCAACGCGUUCACAGAGCAGCUCAGGCAGAGCUUGGCAUGUUUUGUAAGGUGGCUGCAGAAUUUGUCGGCACCAAAUGAGGAAAUCACAGGCUCCGUUGAUAAAGUCUCACCUCUUGGCAUUGAAUUAAAACUGGACUCCUUUUCUCAUAUGCUGCCAUUGUCUGUGUAGGGAUAGUCUUUUUUUGUGAUUAGAACCGUGAGGCCUUAGACACGGCCUAUUCUUCAUAUCUCACAAAUUCAAAAAUAGAAUAAAUACAAUAUUGUUGAUUUUAACCCUUACAUUUGACACGGGUUUCAUAGCAUACAGUAUAUUUAAAUAGAGAUCUGUUCAUCAUUUUAAUGAUAACGACAUUCACAUGCUCAUCAGAUCCAGUUAAUUAUCUCACUCCGGCAGUCCUGGUUUUUACAGCUACAUGUAUUUAGUCCUUGGGGCUUUGACUUUUCUCUUGGAUGUAACGUUUUGUCAGUGCCCUUUUGCCUUCGGUUAGAGAAUAUUGUCACUACACCGUUAAAUAGAUUUUAUCAUUACUGGCUAGCAUGCAAUUUGGUGGAUUAAAAUGUUGUAUCACCUUAUCUCACCUGCGCUCCUCGUGCCAGUUCCCUCUCUCGCUUUUCCUCUCGCUCUGCCUGCCAGUGGCGAUAAAGUGACCAUUCCUCACACCGAGCCAUUAACGUGGCUUGAUUGAAAUUCAGCAUCUUGCUUUUAAUAUCCAAAGUGAUGCAGCAGCGAUGCGUCAUUAUUGGGAAUCUAACACGUUGUCCUCCCAUCUCUCACCCCGGCCGUCCGGGCGGCCGCUCGCCUCUCCAACUUAAUGUGCCAAGAAAGCAAGACAAAACUGUGAUUAACGCCAAGUCACUCUGCCUGCUGUCCUGCUCUGAGAAGGGCCAAUGUCACUGUCCGCUUGCCUGCUCACAGAGGGUACAAGAAGGAAAAAAUGGAGCCAAGAAGAGAACAAAAGUCUGUUGUUGCAGUGGGAUCAAUCAUCAGCCUCAGUUUCCGUACUCUUUGGGUGUGUGUGUCUGAAAACAGGUAGUGUAUUCGUAUUGUAAAUCAUCAAUGUCUGUAUUUUGUAUUCCCCUGUUCCCAUGUUUUCAGUCCUUAUACCCUGAGCUUCAAAUACUCAAAUAGGUGCAAUGGAAGGUAAUUGAGGAGAAAACAAUCAGCUAAUCCGAGUGGCAUGAGUCUAUGUCAAACAGGGUUGUAAUGCCCCACAACCAUCCACAUCCACUUUUUGUGUGUUUAUUCUGUUGUCUUGUAGUUGUUGUUGUAUUGUUGAAAUUCUAAGGACCAACGAGGACAGCGCUGAAAUAUCCAUAGUGUAAGGAGUGAAAUGAUGUUGGUAGUGCAGUAUGACCUUCCUAUGUUCCAAUACCGUGCACCCCUUCCACACGUGCUCUCCUCAAUUGUCUCUGUGUUUGUGAGUGUGGGAUUCUGAAGCUUCUCACUGGCCUUGAGGGAGGAAAAAUAAGACCCCUAUUCUCCAGUUCCCUUAAGGAGACUCCUUGCGCUUGGUCUGCACCAAGUACGGCACACAAAGGAAAAGAUGGGGGGGUUGAUAGUAGGGUGGGGGUGAUUUUUACAGCCAAAGGUCAAGCACAGCACAGACUAUCAGACCCAUUAUUGGAGUAAAUACCUUUAUUUCAGGGCUUUUAGUCGCGCUGGUUCCAGAUAAUCUCCGUGAGGAAAAUGCGUGGAAUUUUCUAAACAAAUGGGCCUCACAAAGCAGUUAUGUUAUAAUCUAUGCUACAGACAUUUAGCAAUGCCCUGUUAUUGGAAAGAGAGCUAUAUAUGAUGUCUAAUUUUCCUAUAUUUAUUUAUGAAAGAGAUAGGUCUUUGUCAUUCCUAAAUGUGGUAGUUGUUUGAGUCAACUCCUAUCCCCUUCUUUUCUCUGUUUUCUAAGAUGUCACUCUACCUUUGCCCCUUUUACUGACUUUUAUUUUGUACAAAAUCUAUAUAUUAAGAAUAUUGUAUAAUAGUUUUUAAAAUCUCGAAAUAAUAUCAGUUUUGUUGUCUAUUUCUUUUUUAAGAGAAUGUAUCUCAUCAUCUGGUGACUGUUAAAUAAAUGAAAUUAAAAGAAAAUCUUUGUCGUUGCAAUUUUCUGAAUCUGACCAUGAAGAUGGAUUUGUUUUUGUUCAUGGUAACACAAAAAAAAGACCCUUUCCUUACAAUUCACAGUCUUAAAUGGAUUCUCCUGAGCAUACUUGUGCUUGUCAACUCUCAUGACUGAACAUGAAUACAUGUGCAUUACUUGUUAAUUUAUUGCUUCAUUUUGUAGACAACCCCUCUUGACUAUUGUGUUUGACCAGGACACCAAAUCGCGGCGUGGGAGGCGAAAGAGUGGGCUGUAUGAAUGAAAUAUGGGGGGUGGGAGCACCUUCACACAUGUUGGGAACCAUCACUUGUGCUUGAGACUGCAUGAGAAAGAAAGAUAGAAAUAGUGUGAAUUUUGUGU
Anarrhichthys ocellatus (wolf-eel) is the source of this 5915-nucleotide messenger RNA. Its product is annotated as forkhead box protein O3-like. The record is from RefSeq and is a predicted model, not a curated record. The transcript has 2 exons. Gene Ontology annotation, molecular function: DNA-binding transcription factor activity, RNA polymerase II-specific; RNA polymerase II cis-regulatory region sequence-specific DNA binding. Gene Ontology annotation, cellular component: nucleus. Gene Ontology annotation, biological process: regulation of transcription by RNA polymerase II. NCBI's taxonomy places the organism in Eukaryota, Metazoa, Chordata, Actinopteri, Perciformes, Anarhichadidae. The coding region runs from base 920 to 3124 and encodes 734 amino acids.